Molecule: messenger RNA, 1381 nt
Organism: Mercenaria mercenaria
Lineage: Eukaryota; Metazoa; Mollusca; Bivalvia; Venerida; Veneridae
Product: zinc finger protein 70-like
Exons: 3
Coding region: 83-511 (142 amino acids)
Biological process (GO): regulation of transcription by RNA polymerase II
Cellular component (GO): nucleus
Molecular function (GO): DNA-binding transcription factor activity, RNA polymerase II-specific; RNA polymerase II transcription regulatory region sequence-specific DNA binding
Source: RefSeq, a predicted model, not a curated record
GGGAAACCAAAAAUGCAACGUCAUCAAAACCCAACGCAAAUGAGCUGUCCACACCAGAAUUUACGUCGAUUCAGGAAAAGAAAUGGACCAGAAUUCUGCUCAAGUCUGCAGAUUCUGCGGAAAGGUAUUGUCAAACAAAUCAGCGCUUCGACAGCAUGAAGCAGUUCACACUGGACUUGGCCGUUACCAGUGCUGUGAGAAAGUGUUUCACAGCAAGUCUAACUUAACACGUCACAGAUGUACAAAGCAUGAUGAAGUACGCACAUUUGUUUGUGUGGAGUGCCACAAGGCAUUUCCUACAAAUGCCGACCUGACCCGCCAUAAGAAGCGCGAGAAGAAAAUUGGUUUGAAAUGUGAUAUUUGUGGUGUAACAGUUGCCGGAAAAACUGAUCUUCAAGAACAUUUAGACAGCCAUAGCGGGAAGAAGAACCAUAGAUGUGAGGAAUGUGGACGGGUCUACAGAUACCGACGGAAUCUAAGCCGGCACAUGAAAUCUCACAAGAAGGAUUAGAAUCUCUUUCCCGCAUGGUGCUUAAGGUAGUUUUGCACGUCCGGAUUCAUUUUAAUACAAUUUAAAUUUUUUGUAAACCUCGAAUUUUAAAAAAAAAAUCAAAAAAAAAAAAUCUCAAAUUUUGGUACAUGUAAAGCGGAAGGAUCAUGUUAUUUCUUUUUCUCGCUGGAUAGAAUGUUUUAAUCUGACAGAAAGUUAUCGUAAUAGGAACCUCAGUCGUUAAUAUAUGCUACUGUCUUAAAUAUGAUGAAAAAGAAUGUAUAUGUCCGUGAUGUACUUUCUUAUCUAUUUAGCAUUUUUGAUUUUUUCAAUUUUUUUUUCUAUAGGAAUACAGAAUUGUUUUCAUUUUUUGAUCUCGGAUUUCACAUUCAAGAAAUGAACUUUUCUUCCGCUUGUUGAAUCCAUGUUUAAGUCUACGUAAUGAUACACUGUAUGCCUUUCUGGGUUAUCAACUUAUCAAACGUGCAGAGCUACCUUAAGUGAUAUUUUUGUAUUGAUCAGUUUAGGUUGUACGGUUGUGUAUGAUAAAGAGACUUCCAUGACUGACCUGUUUCAUGUUUUCUGAAUACAAAAUGUUUGUAUCUAUGAAACGGUGUGUGACAUAAUAUAUAAACAUACUCAAGAGCAAAUACUCAAUGUCAGACGUAGGGCAUUUAUGAUUCUCUUGUUCGUUUUUUUGUGUGUUUUUUUUUAUUUAGUUGUGUUUAUUGAUUAUCUGAUAGAUAAUUUGUAUUUGCAAUAAGACUGUUGUGAUCAUUAUUUUCUAAAUUCGUACCUUUUUAAACUUUUUGUAUUUGAAAUAUAGAAACAAACGUAUUAUAUGAUGGCGGGUGCGUACAUGCGUUCGUCCGUAAUAUUUUAAGUCCAGAG